Aureobasidium uvarum is the source of this 585-nucleotide messenger RNA. The record is from the annotation of a GenBank genome assembly. Lineage: Eukaryota; Fungi; Ascomycota; Dothideomycetes; Dothideales; Saccotheciaceae.
AUGUCAGAAAACAUACCCGAGUCCAUCCCCGUCCACCGCGACCCGCGCAGCGCNCAAGCAACNAAAAAACGCGCCCUCUCACCACGAAGCAAACAAUCCGCACAUCUCGAAGCACUCUUUGCCAACCCGGACAAACCCAUCAAUCUACCCACUUCAGCCUCUCCCAAAUCAUCCACACUACCCCCAGAGAUUGUCGCCAAUGUCCAAGGUUCCAGCGCGGGAGCCGGCAGCGGCGAAUUCCACGUCUACAAGGCCUCUCGACGACGCGAGUACGAGCGUCUACGAGCCAUGGACGAAGAAAAAGAAACCGAGGAAAGAGAUGCAGAGUUUGCGGAAAGGAAAAAGGAGCAAGAGAAGAGGGAUGUAGAGAAGACGGAGAAGAAUCGAUUGAAGAGGGAGAAGGCUAGGCAGAGGAAGGAGAAGAGUAAACUUGGUCCGCAGGCAAAGGGUGAUGGUGUGCAAGAGGGAAAGAAGGAGGAGAAGAAGUUCAAGGCUAACGUUGCGGUCAAGAAGAGUGGCGGGGAAGAAGGUGAGACGGGACCUGUGGUUGAGGAACAGGGGAUUGUGUUUUUGGACGAGGAUUGA